This is a messenger RNA of Harmonia axyridis, 1205 nucleotides long. RefSeq names its product CCAAT/enhancer-binding protein gamma-like. Bases 207 to 545 code for a protein of 112 amino acids. The transcript is spliced from 2 exons. Gene Ontology annotation, molecular function: RNA polymerase II cis-regulatory region sequence-specific DNA binding; DNA-binding transcription factor activity, RNA polymerase II-specific. The record is from RefSeq and is a predicted model, not a curated record. NCBI's taxonomy places the organism in Eukaryota, Metazoa, Arthropoda, Insecta, Coleoptera, Coccinellidae. Gene Ontology annotation, biological process: DNA-templated transcription; regulation of transcription by RNA polymerase II.
UAUGAUUUUCAAAUGUCAAGGUCAAACACUGACAAUUGAACUCCUUAAUUAGAGAAAAUUAAAAGCAAAAAAAUAAACAAACAUCUAGUAAUUUCUCGAUCUGAAGUGGGUGUCAACUGAAAAAUUCCUCAGCUUCUUGCAACAGGCAUAAUACUUGCAGACAUACCCAAAUUUGUAUUAGUCAAUACUUUCUCAAAUUUCAUCAGAUGCCUCCGAAAAGAGGAAGAUCCAAAAAAGAUAUAGAAUCUGGAGAGGAUUCCGAUGAGUAUCGUAAAAAAAGAGAUAGAAACAAUUUGGCUGUUAAAAGGAGUCGAGUUAAAUCGAAGCAGAAGACCCAAGAAACCAUGUCACGCGUCAACCAAUUGAAGCAAGAAAAUUCCGUGCUGGAAGAGAAAGUGAAAAGCCUGACACAGGAAUUGGGAUUUCUGAAAGAACUGUUCUUAGCUCAUGCCUCUAACAGUGCCAACCAAUCAAAAUUUGAAGGGAUAGAUUUAGAGCAGCUACUCAAAGACCCACCUGAAAGCCAAAAUAAUAGGGAUACAUAAGCCUGCAGCUUGUUCAGAAUUGAAUAUUCGGUGUCAAGGGGGUACUCAAAUCGUCAUUACUAAACAUUAUACUGAAUGACAUACCAGGUUCGCUAACUGCAAAUGACUGAAUAUAGAAACAAACGCCUGAUCUUCAUAUCAUCUUUGAAUAAUUAGAAAAAACUACUUCAGUUGGCCUGGUAUAAAUUCAUAUUUCUGAAUUUCAUUGAGUUUAAGGUUUUCAAAACCUUGAUUAUGUCUCUAUCAUUGGAAUACCAUCGAAGAAUUACAAAAAUGAAUUAUAUUCACUAAGGAGACACUUCAAAACCAUUGCUCAUUUUGAAAAUUUGUUUUGUUAGAACAUACUGAUUCCUAUAGAUUCAAUCGUGGUAAAUAUAUUUUCUUUUUUAUUCAUGGAGGAUUCCUUCUAAUAUAUUUUUUUUUAAUUAUACUCUCAUAUCACAUGGAAAAAUGUAAUCUCAGUUGUAUGAUUUUACAAUAUUUUUAAAGAACUGAUUUUUUGUUUCUUUACAAAAUAAUCGCAGUUAGAACAUACACAGAUUUUUUUUAUAAUAAAAUGUAAAUAUUCAAAUGAAAAACUAUACAAGUUUGAUUCUGUUUAAGUUUAACAUUGUUCAAAGGAUAUUUAUAAGAUAUACUCAUUAAAGUUUGUUACAUUUA